AUGAAGAUGGCAACUUCCGCAACCCGAAUGGCAAACAAAUCAGCUCCCAAAAUGGGGAAGUUGGGGUUCAAAUUGACCAACCUUGGCUCUUUACCCGCUCAUAAGUCUCCAUCGUGGACUGCUUCUUCGUACGAAUCGACAUGGAUCCGGUCAAAGAGCACAACGACAUCGACGUUCGCUGAAAGACUUGCAGUCAAAAGUCGCACGCCGGUUCUUAGGACAAGCCCUGCGGGGAAAAAAAAUAGAGGUUCGCUACCGUUGUUUCUGAAAUCUACCUCAUUGCUUGCCUUCGUAGCAGGUAUUAUUGUGACAAGAGACCAUGUGUCUGCUGAAUCAAAGUGUGAUUUUGCAACUGAAAAUAGAGAUGAAAUUCAUCCCCAAAAAGAGUUGCGAAACAAAAAAACUCUUCGAAGCGCAGAAGAAGACAUUCGGCGAUUGGAAACAGAUUCAUCAAGAUACCCUCACCAGGUUUCUAUAGCAGCUCUCCAGGGCGAGCGUUGGACAAUGGAGGACACUUGCUCAGUUGAAAGUGGGGGAAGAUUUGUCGCUGUGUUUGAUGGUCAUGGUGGAAGUGCUGUGAGCACUAUGCUAAGAGAUCAUCUUUACCGAAUCUAUCGGAAGAAACUUGUCGAAAUACAUGGGGCUGAUGUGAGUGGUAACGGCGCCGAAGGUAUAAGAACCCCCACGGCUUCGAGUCAUGUUCAAGCUAUCAGCGAAGCAAUACAGAAAGUUGAGGCCAAGGUGAUGACUCGAGAGGACCUAGUCUAUCAGGGAAGCACAGCUGUGGCCGUGAUCAUGCACGUGGAUAAGGAUAAGAAAAGGACCAUUUUGGCUGCCAACGUGGGCGAUAGCCGAGCUGUGUUAAGCCGAAGUGGUAAGGCUGUUCCGUUGACAAGAGACCAUAAGCCGAGCGAUGAGCGAGAGAGGGCUAGACUCAGGGCUAUCGGUGUGGAAAUAGAAUGGGACCCCUAUGGUCAGCUGUUCCGCGUAUGCGAUCUUUCGUUAUCCCGAGCAAUCGGAGAUAGGUUUGCAAAACCAGCUGUCAGUAGUGAGACGGAGAUUUCGCGCUUCCCAUUGCUGGGGAAAAACGAUGAAUUCGUUAUUCUUGCAUCAGAUGGCUUGUGGGAUGUUAUGUCAAGUCAAGAAACAGUCGACUUCGUCCAUCAAAGGCUUUCCAAUUUGAGGCGCCACCAAUCAGUGCAAAAUCACUCAGAAGAACGAUUUAAGGUUGCAGAACAAUUGGCGAAGGAGGCACUGGAGCGAGGAUCGGCGGAUAAUGUGUGUGUGUUGAUUUUGUGGCUUUCUGACCAGUCAAGAAGUUCAAACUGA
This is a messenger RNA of Cylindrotheca closterium, 1329 nucleotides long. Lineage: Eukaryota; Bacillariophyta; Bacillariophyceae; Bacillariales; Bacillariaceae. The record is from the annotation of a GenBank genome assembly.